CAUUCCAAGGGUUAAAAGAAGGGAGCCAAUCACAAAGAGGGAUGGGAAAAUGUAUGGCUGCGGAGAGUGAGGGCAGAGGCAUCUCUGGCCCUGGAUGAGACACUAUGAGUCAAAGCCCUGCAUCUAGAGUAACACUUUGUCCCCUGAUCCUGUCCUCACUCCAUUAUUGCAUCACAUCUGUCUCUGGUUGAUGCUGUGAUGAGGUUAGAACCCUUGAUAGCUUUUUUUUUUUCCUUUUUGUAUCUGAACGGUGGUUUUACUGACCAAUAUGUUCCUGAAUAAGGACUCCAAGCCCAGAGUACACAGUUAAGGCAACUACUUUGUUUCCAACAAGAAAGUACACAAGGAACCCCGAGUGUCCCCCACUAAUGUGAGAGCUUGACCCCCGACCGGUCUCCACCCAGUUCAGGGAGAAAAACGUCCUCUAGCUGGCCAGUCUAUCAUCCACUGUGACACCUACUUACAAGGCAGACAAGGCAUCGACUGACAUCUGCUCACCGUCCAAGCACCAGGUCUGGGCUGAGCAGCUCCGCAAGCACGUUUGGCAGAUGCUCUCGUUUGCGUUAAAAUCGAACGUGCGCGCUGACGCAUGGCUGCCGGCCGCGGAUCUCGAAUUAGAACAAGAACUUCCUCUACUUGAGAAAGAAAACCUACACAAAACCUACACCUAACAUCAUACUUAAUGGACAAUUGUGGACAAGAAACAGUAGAGUAUAGCAUUACAGCUCUAAACUGAAGGAAGACUGCCCUUGCUCCACUCAUCCCCAAGAGGAGAAUGGCUAAGAACUCUUCUGUGACAGAGUUUAUCCUUACAGGUUUAACAGACCAGCUGGAACUCCAGAUCCCUCUCUUCUUCCUGUUUCUAGGUUUCUACAUGGUCACUGUGCUGGGAAACCUGGCCUUGAUAGCCCUGAUUUGGUUGAAUUCUUGCCUACACACUCCCAUGUACCUUUUCCUCUUCAACCUCUCCUUAAUAGAUUUCUGCUACUCCACUACCAUCACCCCCAAAAUGCUGAAGAGUUUUGUCUCAAAGAAGAACAUCAUCUUGCAUGCAGAGUGUAUGACUCAACUCUUUUUCUUCUGCUUCUUUGUCAUUUCUGAGUCCUUCCUCCUGUCAGUGAUGGCAUAUGACCGCUAUGUGGCCAUCUGUAAACCAUUGGUGUACAUGGUCACCAUGUCUCCUCAGGUCUGUCUAUUCCUUUUGUUGGGUGUCUACGUGAUGGGGCUUUCAGGGGCUAUGGUCCAUACGGGAAGCAUAGCAAGUCUGACCUUCUGUGCUGACAACCUUCUCAAUCAUUUCAUGUGUGACAUCCUUCCUCUCCUUGAGCUGUCCUGCAACAGCACUUAUGUAAAUGAAUUGGUGGUCUUCAUCCUUGUGGCCAUUGACAUUGGAAUGCCCAUCAUUACCAUCUUCAUCUCUUAUGCUGUGAUUCUGUCCAGCAUUCUGCACAUUCACUCCACUGAGGGCAGGUCCAAAGCUUUCAGUACAUGUAGCUCUCAUAUAAUUGUGGUUUCUCUUUUCUUUGGUUCUGGGGCUUUCAUGUAUCUCAAACCACAUUCUAUUUUGCCCCUUGACCAAGGGAAAGUGUCCUCUCUGUUCUAUACCACUGUGGUGCCCAUGUUAAACCCACUGAUCUACAGUUUGAGGAACAAGGAUGUCAAAGUUUCCCUGAGGAAAACCUUGGAAAGAAAAAUAUCUUCUUGAAAAAGUAGCAUUUGAAGAAGAUACAAUGCUUUGUUUAUUGGUGUGUGUGUUUUCCAAGACAGAUCCAAGUUCUAGUUUUUUCUCUUCUGUAAAAAAGAGAAUUUUAAGUCUUUACGUUUCAUGGAUGUUUACUACAUAUCUAUUUUCUGUAUCCCGUGACCCAUCUCGA
Messenger RNA from Leopardus geoffroyi (Geoffroy's cat), 1874 nucleotides. RefSeq names its product olfactory receptor 8B12-like. Gene Ontology annotation, biological process: G protein-coupled receptor signaling pathway; sensory perception of smell. Gene Ontology annotation, cellular component: membrane. The coding region runs from base 776 to 1705 and encodes 309 amino acids. The transcript is spliced from 4 exons. NCBI's taxonomy places the organism in Eukaryota, Metazoa, Chordata, Mammalia, Carnivora, Felidae. Gene Ontology annotation, molecular function: odorant binding; olfactory receptor activity; G protein-coupled receptor activity. The record is from RefSeq and is a predicted model, not a curated record.